Messenger RNA from Etheostoma cragini (Arkansas darter), 1034 nucleotides. RefSeq names its product phosphatidylinositol 4-phosphate 3-kinase C2 domain-containing subunit beta-like. The transcript has 3 exons. Lineage: Eukaryota; Metazoa; Chordata; Actinopteri; Perciformes; Percidae. The record is from RefSeq and is a predicted model, not a curated record. Bases 65 to 1009 code for a protein of 314 amino acids.
UGGUCCCCUGCAGAUCCAUGUGUCCUCGCUGGUUCUUCUAGCAGCAGAUCACCCCCCCGGCAUCAUGUCGGCGCCUCAGACCCAGCAGGAGAGCAGCGAGGCGGGCUGGCCCGGCCUGGAGGCUCUGGGUCUCAGUCAGAAGGAGCUGGUCCUGGCCGAGGCGCUGCAGAUGGAGUACGACGCUCUCUCCAGACACAAGAAGGACCAGAGCGGGACAGAACCCGACCCGACCCGGUCCAGAGCCCCCAGCCAGACCCGCUCCAAGACCCCCAAUCCCACCAUAGAGCGCCCCCGACCCAGACCCUCAGUCCCUGCCCCCCCAGGAGGAAGCCUGCUGAGGGGUCUCUCAGGGUCCGACCCCUCCCUGAACCAGAACCAGCCUGGAGGCUCUCAGUCUCCUCCCUCCAUCCCAGCCAGGGUGCUCCCUCCUCGGGGAGGCUUCCUCACAGAGUCCCUGUACAUCCUGGAGGGUCCGGAGCUCGGCAAGAUCCGGCCCGGCUCCAGCCUCGGAUCUGGAUCCGGGUUUCCUCCCAAAGGCUUCCCGUGUUUUCCAGAUGAUGUCCCGCCCGCCCUGCCCCCGAGGAACCCCCUCCCCCUGCCGUCGGAGAACCCGUUUCUGCCCCCUCGGGGGUCCAACGCGCCACGCGACGUGAACCUGUUCACGCCGGACCUGGACCCGCCCAAGGUCUCGGCCUCGGAGCUGAACUACGACAACAUUAACGACUCGCUGUCCCGACUCAACGAGACCCGGACCGGGCCGCGGGGCCGCAGGGCCAACGCCGCAGGGGACCAAUCGGGGAAGCCCGUGGCUCGCAGUAAGACCCUCCCCCCUCAGGUCCCGCCCAGGACCUACAUACCCGUUGCCAAGAGCAACAAGAACCAGCGGAGGGUUUCUGCAGACCCGGUGUCUCUGGGCUCCAGGGCCAAUGGGUUUGGUUACGAGCUGUUCCAGGUGUCGGAGGAGAGGGACGAGGAGGUCGCAGCCUUCUGCCACAUGCUGGAUGUGUGAGGACCACACACACACACACACACAC